AGCUAAGAAAAGCCUCCAGUGUGUGCUGAGGAGUUGUAUACAUUUUCAUCAUGGAGAAGGUGCUGAUCAUAGGGACAGGUUUUGUUGGUUCUUCCCUGGCGGCUUCCCUGAAGAGUGCAGGAGUCCAGGUGUACUGUACCCGGCGGCAGAGGGGAGAGGAGGGGACCGGUACCAGUCAGUUUGUGUUGGAGGAGGAAGAAACCUGGAGGAACCUGCCAGAGGAUGUGGAUGGAGUUGUCUGGACUUUACCAGCAAGACCCUUGUCUCAGGUGCAACGAUUCUAUGACGUCUACCUCCAAGCCAUGCUGGACUCUGGGAAACCAGUUAUUGUGUACGGCACCACCGGCCGUUACCAUGUGGAGGAAGAACACCAGUGGGUGGAUGAGAAGACCAGGUACAAGCAGACAGAAAGUGGCAGAGAGGAGGGGGAGGAUUUCUUACAGGAGAAGGGGGCCACUGUUCUGGUGCUGGCUGGUAUCUGGGGUGAAAGUAAGAAUGGACAGACAAGAGGGCCUAAGGCGUGGAUUCAAAAGGGGUACAUCCAAGCUGUUGAUAAGUUCCUGAACCUAUCCCAUGUUGAUGAUAUUGUCAAGGCAACAGAAGUGGUUAUGGAACGUCCCGAGUUGAAAGGUCAAGCUAUCAACGUCUGUGACGGAAACCCCAUGCUGUGGAGGGAUAUUAUACUGGGGUUAGGUUACGCGCUUCCCCCAAUGACAAUGACAAUGACUGCCAUUUCAUCACGACCUUCCAAGCGAGUCAGCAACAAUCUGCUGCAAAGCAUCAUGGGAAAGGAUUACAAGUUCCAGCAGGUGAUGGAUGUUGACCUUGCUCUUGACAAACAACGCUAGAGAAGAAAAACAUACGAUACCUGGUCUUUUAAGGAAAAAUGGUUACUUAAACACUUUUCUAGUCUCUGACAAGCACCAAUGGGUUGCCAGAGUAGUAAAACUUCAAAUUGGACUAAGGAAUAUGCCAGAGGAGUUAGCAAGUUUUUCAGUAGUAACAGAAACUAAGGAUGAUUUUAUUUGACCAAGAUCUGAAAGCUGAUACCGAUACCUUUGCAUGAAGUGCAAUUCUAAAAAUCUUAUUUGAAGAGGGCAUUUUGAUCUGUUGGGCUUAGGUUUAAUGAGUUAAAGCUACCGGUAUUGAUUUUCUCAACUUGUCAAAGCACUAUGCCGUUAGUAACAGGUUUAUUGCAUCUGAUAAUGACUGAUAUGCA
Messenger RNA from Branchiostoma belcheri (Belcher's lancelet), 1219 nucleotides. RefSeq lists its product as uncharacterized. The transcript is spliced from 5 exons. Lineage: Eukaryota; Metazoa; Chordata; Leptocardii; Amphioxiformes; Branchiostomatidae. The record is from RefSeq and is a predicted model, not a curated record. The coding region runs from base 51 to 848 and encodes 265 amino acids.